Messenger RNA from Verticillium alfalfae VaMs.102, 1732 nucleotides. RefSeq names its product T-complex protein 1 subunit delta. Gene Ontology annotation, biological process: protein folding. The transcript is spliced from 4 exons. Gene Ontology annotation, cellular component: chaperonin-containing T-complex. Lineage: Eukaryota; Fungi; Ascomycota; Sordariomycetes; Glomerellales; Plectosphaerellaceae. The coding region runs from base 1 to 1611 and encodes 536 amino acids. Gene Ontology annotation, molecular function: ATP-dependent protein folding chaperone; ATP hydrolysis activity; ATP binding. The record is from RefSeq and is a predicted model, not a curated record.
AUGGCGACAACAGCUUCUGCAGGUCCCUCCGCGGGGGCCAACUCUAACACUGCCUUCAAGGACAAGGAGAAGCCUGUCGCCGUACGAUCAUCCAACAUUGUCGCCGCCAGAGCUGUCGCCGAUGCGAUCAGGACCUCGCUGGGUCCUCGCGGUAUGGACAAGAUGAUCCGAAGCGGAAGGGGCGAGACCAUCAUCACGAACGACGGCAACACCAUGCUCAAGAGCAUGUCGGUCAUGCAUCCCACGGCUAAGAUGCUGGUCAACCUCUCUGCUGCCCAGGAUGUUGAGGCUGGUGACGGAACGACAUCAGUGGUUGUCAUCUGUGGCAGCUUGCUGGGUGCCGCUGACAGGCUUCUGUCCAAGGGCAUCCACCCCUCAGUCAUCUCAGAGUCGUUCCAGCGGGCGGCAGCUGCGGCCGUCGAGGUGCUUCACGACAUGUCCCAGCCCAUCUCCCUCACCGACACAUCCGCCCUGCUGCAGGCCGCGAACACGUCUCUAUCCUCCAAGAUUGUGUCGCAAUACACGAAUCUCCUCGGUCCCAUGGCCGUCAACUCGGUCAUUAAGACUAUCGACCUCAAGACGGCGGACAACGUGGAUUUGAGGAACAUCAGGAUAAUCAAGAAGGUCGGAGGCACAAUUGAAGACAGCGAGCUUGUCGAUGGACUGGUCUUGACACAACCGGUCAUGAAGGGUGCUGGCGGCCCGGCGCGAAUUGAGAAGGCCAGGAUCGGCCUCAUUCAGUUCCAACUGAGCCCGCCCAAGCCUGACAUGGAGAACACAAUCUCUGUUAACGACUACCGUCAAAUGGACAAGAUUGUCAAGGAAGAACGUGUCUACCUCCUCAACAUGGUCAAGAAGAUCAAGAAGGCCAAGUGCAACGUUCUCUUCAUCCAGAAGUCCAUUCUCCGCGAUGCUCUUAACGACCUGUCCCUGCACUUCCUCGCCAAGCUCGGCAUCAUGGCUAUCAAGGAUAUUGAGCGCGACGAGGUUGAGUUCAUCUGCAAGUCGACCGGCUGCAAGCCCAUUGCCGACAUUGACUCCUUCACCGAGGACAAGCUUGGAUCGGCCGAUCUCGUUGAGGAGGUGCAGUCGAACGGAGCCCGCAUGGUGAAGGUCUCUGGCGCCAAGGCGACCGGCAAGACCGUGUCCGUUGUCGUGCGUGGCGCCAACUCCCUCAUCCUUGAUGAGGCUGAGCGCAGUCUGCACGAUGCUCACUGCGUUGUCCGCUGCCUGGUCAAGAAGAAGGCCCUCAUUGCCGGUGGUGGUGCCCCUGAGAUUGAGAUCGCUGCGCAGCUUUCCAAGCGCUCUCGCGAGCUGACCGGCACAGAAGCCAUCUGCUGGAAGGCCUUUGCCGACGCCAUGGAGGUCAUCCCCACGACGCUGGCCGAGAACGCCGGUCUUAACAGCAUCAAGGUUGUCACUGACCUGCGUCACCGCCAUGAGCUUGGCGAGAGGAACGCGGGUGUGAGCAUCAAGUCGGGCGGUGUCAACUCUAACAUCUCGAAGGAGAACGUGCUGCAGCCGCUGCUCGUUUGCACGAGCGCUAUCGAGCUCGCGGCAGAGACGGUGAAGCUGAUCCUGAGAAUUGAUGACAUUGCCCUGACCAGGUAGACGGAGGAAGGAGGAACUGAGAUAUCCACGUCAAGAUGAGUGUUUGACAUGACCGGAACCUUUCAGAGUAGGGGAUCCAAGAAAAUAGACACGCUCACGGCGCAAGCACAUACUCGUCCUU